Molecule: messenger RNA, 3074 nt
Organism: Nicrophorus vespilloides
Lineage: Eukaryota; Metazoa; Arthropoda; Insecta; Coleoptera; Silphidae
Product: probable Dol-P-Man:Man(7)GlcNAc(2)-PP-Dol alpha-1,6-mannosyltransferase
Exons: 9
Coding region: 210-3029 (939 amino acids)
Biological process (GO): protein N-linked glycosylation
Cellular component (GO): endoplasmic reticulum membrane
Molecular function (GO): alpha-1,6-mannosyltransferase activity
Source: RefSeq, a predicted model, not a curated record
UGAUCCAAGUAGUGGAGGUGGAUCUGACGAAGAGUACAAAUGGCGUAGCCAACGUCAAUCCAGACGUUCGGUUUUUUAGGUUAGGAUCAAGAUCUAUUUUAGUAUAUUUUUUUUCUCUCACAAUACCUUCAACCGAACACACUGCAAACAGGACCAACAACAGGGGUCGUAUAAAUCUUACAAUAAUUAUGUAAAAGCGAUCCACAAAGAUGUCGCAGAUAAUGUUGAUAAUCUCGGCGGCCCACCUGAUUUUCUGCCCUUUCACCAAAGUCGAGGAGAGCUUCAACCUGCAAGCCGUUCACGACAUCCUCUACCAUAGGUUCAAUCUCACCAACUAUGAUCAUCAUGAAUUUCCUGGUGUUGUACCACGGACGUUUAUCGGACCACUAUUCGUUUCGGCAAUCGUGUCACCUGUGGUUGCAAUCCUGCAACAUUUCGAUUUCAGCAAAUUCUGGACUCAAUAUUUAGUUCGGGCAGCUUUGGGUGGAUGCGUAAUAGGGUCUUUCACUGUUCUAUCAAAGAAUCUGGAAAAAAUAUUUGGGAGCCAAUGGUUACAAUGGUUUAUAGCCAUAACUGUAACCCAAAGUCACUUCAUGUUCUACCUUAGUAGGCCGCUUCCUAAUAUCUUUGCGUUACCAUUAGUUCUGCUCGCACUCAACGGUUGGAUAACAAAUCAUAACAAGAAGUUCAUUUUGUUCUCAGCUGCAGCAAUUAUCAUUUUCAGAGCUGAGUUAGCACUCUAUGUAGGCUUGCUACUUCUGUAUGAUCUUUAUUACAAGAGAAUCACUUUCAAAAGGCUCUUUCAAAUCGCCAUACCAGGAGGUCUCUGUUUUUUAAUCUUAUCCGUUGUAAUUGACUCUAUUUUCUGGAAUAGACCGCUAUGGCCUGAAGGAGAAGUUCUGUGGUUUAAUACGAUCUUGAAUAAAAGUUCUGAGUAUGGAACCUCUCCAUUCCUCUGGUACUUUUAUUCAGCGAUUCCCAGAGGCAUGGCCACAUCUAUUCUAUUUGUUCCCAUUGGUUUGAUUCUGGAUGAAAGAACUCGAAAACUGUUCGUCCCAUCCGUAUUAUUCGUUUUGAUUUUUUCCAUCUUACCACACAAAGAACUUAGAUUCAUCAUCUAUGUAUUUCCGUUUCUAAAUGUAGCAGCUGCAGCUGCUUGCAACAGAAUAUGGAUAAACAAAGAGAAGAGUAGGAUAUAUCAUCUGCUUUCGUUAGGUGUGAUUGCUCAUUUAAUAGUGAAUUCGAUUUUCACUCUUUUCUUGUUAACAAUUUCGAGUACCAAUUACCCCGGAGGUGCAGCAAUAUCACACUUACACCGAAUUGCGGCCAAUGAAACUGAUGUUAGUGUACAUAUAGAUAAUUUGGCAGCACAAACUGGGGUCUCGCGGUUCACCCAAAUCAACAAGAAUUGGACGUACGAUAAGGCCGAGCAUUUACUACCUGGAUCACCAGAGAUGUUCAAUUACACUCAUCUAAUAGCCGAAGGGAAGAGCCGCUUCUCGCCCAACCUAAAGCCAUAUGUGACAACCCACGAAAUCAUAGAUACAGUUGACGCUUUCCAUCAGAUCACCUUCAACUAUUUUACAAUACCACCGGUACGAAUCAAAACGAAACCUGCCCUCUUCAUAUUACGAAGGAAAGACAACUACAAAGAUUUUUUGCAUGAAGAACCCUUCGAUAAGAAAGUCGAGAUGUUCGAGAGUUUGGAAGGAUUGGACGAGAGUGUUGAAUCGAAAAAACUUGAUUUUGAGAAAGACGACGGAAUGUCCAUAAGCCAAGAGACUAAGGGCGACAAGAUGAGUAUGGAAACUGAAGAAAUUGAUGGGUUAGAAAUAGAAGAGCCAUUUACGAACGUGGAUUCAGAAAUUGACGAAACAGAUGAACAAACGUUAGAAAAAUACUUUUUUGAAACUGAAGAGCGAAUUGAUUUGAUUACGGAAAGCGAAGAGCAAACAGCUAUGGAAAGUUUAGAAUCGCAGAUUCUGAUAACGGUAAAACCUGUUAAAGAAAAAGAUAGCAAACAAUUAAGGGGGAAGGGGACUAAAUCAAAAAAGAAAAUUGAAAUCCAAUCUCAGGAGGAAAAAACUUUAAAAUCUGCUAAUGCUAAGGAAGAUGUGGAUAAUAUUAAAACCAGUUCUGAAGCAAACAUGAUAUUAAAACCAAAGAAGAAAAAUGACAUUGAACCUAAUAAAGGAAAAGUUAUGAAAGUAACAAAGAAAGAUGAUACAGUGAUUGAAGAAAUUAAAACUGCAAAACUCAAGAAAAAAAAUGUUAUUGAAUCUGAAAAAGUUAUUGAAAAAUCUGAGCAACAUUCAAUUGAGAAUGUGGGGGAAAAGAGUAAAAAAAAGAAGAAAAUGCGAAACGAAAUGCAAGGCCAAAACAAGUCAAAAUCAAAGUAUGACAUAAAGAAGGAGGGGAAUUUAAAGUGGACUGAAAUACAAAGUGCAGAAGAGAAAUCAUUAAAACAGAGAUCCAAGGAAGUUGCUUCAUCUAGGAAAAAAUCUAAAGAAAUUGAUUUUGAAAUAACAUCGACAAUAUCUUCAGAGAACAUUGUUUCUAAAAAGAAUGAGUUUGAAAACGUGGGAGCUAAAGAAACUGUAAAACAUGUAGUCCGUGAACAGAAAACGAAACCAAAUGUAAAAGAGAAGCUGAGAAAUGUAUUGGAUAAGUUUAGAAAGAAGCGAAAGGAAGUUACAAAGAAAACAGGCACAAAAGAAUCGAUCAAGAAGAUUAUUCAGGAAGAAAGGGAGCGCGAGGAGAAAGAGGAAUUAAUGAAGCUGCAGCAGCAGAUCUUUGCGAUCAUCGAUGCCAAUCCGAGUAUUCUUAAUAAGGAAGCGAUUAAGAGUAAAAUUCACGACGUCAUUGUCAAGGAAGUGGAGAUCGAGACGCCGGAAGUACUGUCAGACGAGGUGAUGGUCACAUCCGAUACGGACGAGUUCAUGGAAGCGGACGAGCAGAUCGAGAACAUCAUGAACAUAAUCCACGAAAUCAUCGAGAACGUCGAAGAGAGCGAUGGCAGAAGCAUUUGAUAUGUAACAAAGAAGUGACAUAAUUAUAAAAUAAGUAGCUUAAAA